CCUGACCAAGCUUACAGCAAACAGCUGACUUGGUCUGACGUCGACUGUGCUCCCGUUGACAUAAUUUUUAUAUUUGUUUACAAAUGUGACUGGUAAAAUAAAACGCAAUACAAUACAUACAAAACGUUUCUUCUGUUGCGUUAUCGCCGCCUCGCUCUUCUGUUCCAUUGCAAAUGCCAACAGAAGCGACGGCGUAGUCAGAUAUUUCAGAUGUCAGCCAGUUUGUUGUGUGAUUGCAGUUCCCUGUCGCAGCAGGGUACGGAGCUGCCUACUCUUUCAAUUCAGCAGCAGCAGCUUCAAUUGCGACAGCAGCAGUCGAGCAGCGAUGCGGCAGCAGCAGUGCCACAUAUGCUCAUCGAGGAUGAAGUUCAUGGAGUUAUUGAAAUUCCAAGCCACAUCGAGGAGGUAGUGAAUCAUGCCCUGUUCCAGCGUCUAAAAAAAGUUCAACAACUGGGACUGCUCUCGGUGACUGCCAAGCCGGAGGCCACACACACUCGCUAUGAUCACUGCAUAGGAACAUACAGGAGCGCGAAAGAUCUACUGAAUGCCUUAAAGCGUAAUUCAAAUUAUGAUCGGGAAUUGCCGGAAUGGUGCCGAGAGGCGGUGGAAAUUGCAGCGCUGCUUCAUGAUGUUGGACAUGGUCCAUUUUCGCAUUACUGGGAACAAGUUUGUGGCGAAAGCUUCGAUCAUGAGCAAAACGGAUUGGUCUGCGUGGAUAAAAUCUUUGGCGACAUGAAGAGCAAGAAAUUGCGCACACUUCGCGACGACAACAAUGGACGUGGUGUGCAGCUAAUCAAAGCGCUGAUACUUGGCAAAAGUGAGCUGUUGACUUAUCCAAUGAUGGGACAUGGCUACAUUUUUGAUAUUGUGCAUAACAGUCGCAAUGGUCUCGAUGUGGACAAGUGGGAUUAUCUACGGCGCGACAAUAAACGACUAAAUCUGCUGAGUGAGGAUGAGAUGCAAUUUGAUGAUGUAUUUCUCAAGGCUCGCGUUUCGCCGGAUGGCCAGUGUAUUCAGUACCGCUAUGAUGACUAUCAUCUUAUAUACAAAUUAUAUGUGGCCCGCUGGCGGCUUCAUAUUGGCGCUUAUCAGCUACCCAAGGCUCUGGCUUAUGAUCAAAUCUUGUGUAAGAUUGUGCGACGUUGUAAGCCGCAUCUGAUCAGCGUGAGGGCUGACUCAAAGGAAUGGUUGGGCUUAUACGACGAGCGUGUAUUGCAGAUGAUUGACUGCGAUCCCGUGACGGCCCACCUGCGCUCUCCAGAGCGCUGGGUUGAGACAAAUGCCUGCGAUGAUGAGAAUCCGGCUUAUGUAUGCGUAAAACGAAUUAAGGUUGGCCCGGGUGUUGACAUGAAACCUGAUAAGUUCUAUCCACUGUAUGGUGAUAAGAGUAAGAAGCGCAAGGUUGAUCGAUCAACUACGCCGACUCUAAUCACAGCAUGCUAUAAGUUGCUGUAGCGUUGGAUUUGAAGGUCGUCAGUCUUCAAAAAACUUAUUUGUAUUCGCCCAAUUUUGUUCAAUAACUGUUACUCACAUUAUAUUUUAGUAUUCAGUACAAUUCAUGUUAAAUGUUUUA
Drosophila virilis is the source of this 1573-nucleotide messenger RNA. It is a transcript of the gene fal, whose product is annotated as SAM and HD domain containing deoxynucleoside triphosphate triphosphohydrolase falten. NCBI's taxonomy places the organism in Eukaryota, Metazoa, Arthropoda, Insecta, Diptera, Drosophilidae. Gene Ontology annotation, biological process: dGTP catabolic process. Gene Ontology annotation, cellular component: nucleus. Gene Ontology annotation, molecular function: dGTPase activity. The record is from RefSeq and is a predicted model, not a curated record.